Messenger RNA from Dentiscutata heterogama, 486 nucleotides. The record is from the annotation of a GenBank genome assembly. Lineage: Eukaryota; Fungi; Glomeromycota; Glomeromycetes; Diversisporales; Gigasporaceae.
AUGAGUGAAAAGGGAACUGCGAUCACUUCUAAUAUAAACUUUGAAAAAAAUGCCGUAAAUGAACCUUUGCUUUCACAAGAUUUAUUUGAUUCAGUAUUUGGAAACUUUGGAGAUACAUCUACUAUUAGUAACAUGGAUUUAAGUCUUAAAAAGAAACCUGAAUCAGUAAAGAGUAUAAAGAAAGAUGAAAAACCAACACUGGAUUUCAGACAAUCAUCAUCUUCUUUCUUAUAUUCUUCGCAAGAUGAAAAAUCCAGCAGCGUUGACUUUAGAGAACAAAUUAAUUUCGAAUCAAGUGAUACGACCGAUCAAAUUCCAAUAGCUUUUUCUUCUGUUUCACUGAAUCUUGAUAUUGGUGAAUUUGCAAAAGAAAAAUCGUACCAAAAAAAUCAAGAAAAGAAGGAAACAAAGACUGAACGAAGAGCAUAUAAAAAAGAUAGGUCAGGUGAUACAGCAAAAUCAGAUUGCGGAUGUUUAAUAAUGUGA